Messenger RNA from Talaromyces amestolkiae, 2139 nucleotides. RefSeq lists its product as uncharacterized. Lineage: Eukaryota; Fungi; Ascomycota; Eurotiomycetes; Eurotiales; Trichocomaceae. Gene Ontology annotation, molecular function: DNA binding; zinc ion binding. Gene Ontology annotation, biological process: DNA-templated transcription. The coding region runs from base 1 to 2139 and encodes 712 amino acids. The record is from RefSeq and is a predicted model, not a curated record. The transcript is spliced from 5 exons.
AUGUUUAUCGAUCCCACUCCCCUCGCCAUUGCCUUGGCAAUCAUCCUCUCCACAUCUCCUCAUGUCCUUGCAGCACCACACAGACGGCAUCAUAAUACGCUACUCAAUCGAUCAGGUGAAAUCGAGUAUUAUGAGCAACACCAUGCACAUGAACCAUUGCACGUGGCCACAUUACCUUUUCAGGCUCCUCCCGUUACAGUCGAGAGUGUCAAAACUAUUACAGUGAUUCCGACACCGGCUAGGACACCGAUGCCGAGUCAUAUGCAGUUUCAUCUGCCACCCGGUAUCCCGCUUCCAGAUGGGACUAGGAAGCCGGUCGAUAUGAAAUCUUCCACUACCACAACCUCAUCAUCAUCAUCAACCACUUCGAAAACGACAUCUACCUCAAAACCUAUAUCUUCAUCAUCCGCGCAAGCAACAAAAGAAGUGGCAGCAUCAACUACAUCGGCGUCGAUUAUUGUCAUUGCUCUUCCGUCAAGCUCAUUGACAAUCACUGUGCCAGACGCAACAUCAGUCACUAUACCAUCAAAAGCUACUCCGACUUUGCCUUCGAUUGGGACGAUUGAGGACAAUGCUGCUUCCGGGAUCCUCUCCGUGCUCGGAACGAGUAUAAGCAAGUUGACUACUACAGUCACCACGACAACAACAUCAGAUACCACCAAGUCUGACUCUGACGACACAAAAUCAACAGAGACAGACUCAGCUCAACAAUCAGCUGCAAGCACAGCUACGAAAGCGAAAUCAACCUGCUCAACCGGAACAACACGCAAAUGCUGUUCUGCCGUGCAUAACAAUCUCAAGAACGUGGUGGGCGCUUUGGAUGGUAUUACGGGAUUUAAUCUAAACUUCCUCUCAUUUGAUACAUCAGUCGGACUUGACUGUGCCGAUAUCGAUGACGAUGAUACCGCCCCGGAUGGAGCGGUGUGUUGGAAUGUUCUCUCGCUAGAACUAUUCCAGCCUGCAUCGCCUGUCUCUAUUGAGCGGGAAAUUACAGAUGAAUUGGUAGUAUUCUUCUUUGCAUAUGUCCACCCUAACCAUCCAAUUUUGGACCGCGAUGAAUUUGAAAUCUGCUAUGCUCGAUUCCUGGAGGAUGGGCCCGACUUUAGCCACGAAUCAAUUCUCUGCAUGGUCGUUUUAGCUUUAGGAGCCGUUGCUUCAGCGGCACCAGACCCGGAGCUUUUCAAAGAAUCGCCCCCGGGCAUGGAAUAUAUGCAGUAUACUAUGCCAACUUUGGUCUCAAUCUCGGCAUGGUCUUUCUCUUCAAGCAUGCUGGCGGCCCAAGCCCUUGUUCUGGCUAGUGUCUACUUUGCCUAUAUCGUUCGGCCACUUCAGAGCUGGCGCUUGAUUUACUCUGCGUCAACAAUAUUGCAGAUAAAUCGUGUUGGGAUGGAUUCUCUUCGGAGAAUAUCAAACGAUUUCAAUGACGGAGAACAUCUCGCCCGUCUAUUCUGGUCUUCCUUCCUCGUCGAGUGCGACCGUCUUGCCGAGCUAGAACUCCCACGAAGCGGUCUGGAAGAGCUGACGGACAGUAUCUAUCUUCCUAACUGCAAGAGGCAGCCACUUUCGCAGCCACCCAUUACAUCUCUUGCAUUUGACGACUUCUCGAUGGAAGAAGUGGCUUCUAUUGAUGCGGUUUGCAGUGAACUACGCUCACAGCUGGAAACCUGGUACAUGUCUAUUCCUGAAGGUCUCCGACCUGUUCUAGAUGAUACCACUACGGAAGAUCCUGCCAACAGACAGGCAAUAUUGAGGAUUCGGUACUUUGCUGCCAGACAUAUUAUCUAUCGCCCAUUCCUACUUUGCAUUGUUACGCACGGCUCAAAGCGUGCUCCACGGUCAAUGGUUGAAAAGGCUGCUCUCUGCAUUGAAAGCUGCCGAUGGUAUUUACACCAUACCACGAAAGUGCUGGCUAGACCAAGUCAAUACACCUGGACAUUUGCAUUGUCAUCCCUCGGUGCAAUAAUAAUUCUCACGCUGGCUUCUCUCAAUCAAGACUUGCAAGCUUACGUCCCUGAUAUCGACGAGCUACAGAUGAUGGCAAUCAACAACUUUCGGCCAUGGGCAUUUUCGAGCCUGGGCGCAGUUGUGUCAAUCUUGGAGGACAUCAGGAAAAAGCGAAGACUUCUUAUACAGGUAUAA